AUGUCGGGUCGCCAGCACAAGGUGAUGGUGCAGCCCAUCAAUGUGAUUUUCCGGCACUUGCAGCAGCAGUCGAAGGUGUCGCUGUGGCUGUAUGAUAAUACCGAGUUCCGCCUGGAAGGCAAAAUUAUUGUAUGCCGCCGUUUUGCUGACCACGAGGGCUUUGACGAGUUUAUGAACGUGACGCUAGCCGAGGCAGAGGAGGUGCAGUGUGCACCAGGAAAAGAGCGCAAAGAGCUGGGACGCAUUUUGCUCAAGGGCGAUAACAUCCCACCCUCGCAGCUCGAGAUGCCGAAACGGUCCACCAGACUCGCUGUGACUGUGUCCUUUGAUGCAAUGCGUGCACAAGCCCAAUACGGCAAGAUGGAAAUGCAGCGUGCACGAGCGGCGCCAUAUGCCCAAUCUGCAUCGCAGAGAGCCACGAUCCCUGCAGCGGCGGCAGCGUUCGCUGCUGUGGCACUGGCACUGGGCAUUUUUUACGCGCGAUCUACUGAUCCGCUGCACACUGAGUUUGAUGGACAUACUGCACUGCUUCCACCCCGCCGCAGCUCGUUUACAGUGGCGGGCGAGCGCGCUGAGCGCGUUGCACGACGCUUUGCUGCAUGGCAGGCAGACCAGUUCCAGCUUGUAAAAGACGCUGCACAGCUCGCGGGCCUAAACGAUGCCAAAGGCGUGCAUACCAAGCGCCAUGUGCAGCCAAAGAAUGGCGCGGCAGCGACCAAAGCACCCUCCUCUCAAGCAAGCAGCAAAACUGGUAAAGCAGUGCACGAUGUGCAACCCCGGAAAGCACGACCCAAGAAGAGUACUGCACCUUCUUCACCGCAGCAUGCACUGCGCAUCAUUGCGGGAUCCUAUGAGCGAUUUUUGUAUGGACUUACUGGACGUAUGUGUGUCACGGACGAUGGUUCCUACACUAUGACUAUUGAGCCCGACUUUGUGUUUCCCGCGCAUGCCUCCUCGAUCCGCACCGUUGCGUGUGCGAACGAAACAAAAUGGCUCGUCACGGGCGGCACGGACGAGACGAUCAAGGUGUGGGACCUGCGCCGGCGCAAGGAAGUCGGCGCGUUGACUGGGCACCAAGGCACGAUUACCUCGCUAUCCUUCCCCUCGCGCACGUUUAUGCUCUCGACAGGAGACGACGGCGUGUUGAACCUGUACCGUACGCGUGACUGGGCGCUUUUGCGCACGAUGCGUGGCCAUACGGGCCGGAUUAAUGGCGCGUCUACACACCCCAGUGGCCGCCUUGCGUUGAGUAUCGGCAAGGACCGUACGAUCCGCAUGUGGGAUUUUCUGCGCGGCGUUGGCUCCUCGUCCGUGAAGAUUGGCGCAGAGGCAGAUAAGAUUGCGUGGGAUACGCUUGGCAAGCGUUUCGCCGUCCUGGUCGACCGACAAGCGAUGGUGUUUGGUACAGAUAUGACCAAACUCGCCGAGAUUGAGCAGAGCAGGCGGCUCCACGACGUGUCUUUUUUCCGCGCUGCGAUUGGGGGCAAGGAGCAUGAGCUUUUGCUAGUUGCGUCCGAGUCGGGGUUGGUUUACGUGUACGACCUGGAUGCUAGUGCGUCUGCUGAUGCAGCCUCCCCUCGCGAGAUCGCGCGCCUGGUCGGCCAUGCCAAUCGAGUGCGUGCAGCUGCGGCAGUGUACAUUGCCGCAGACGAUGGGUUGAUUGUGCCGCUCGUGAGCACGAUCAGCUCGGAUGGCUUUAUCCGUGUGUUUAACCUGAUGCCCGCGCUUGUGGAUGAUGCGCUUGUGGAGCUGGAAGCGAUCGCUGAGUACGAUACGCACAAGACGCGUCUUACGUGCUUGAGUGUGGCUACGUAUGAUCCUGCAGGCGCCGACGAUGCGGAUGAAGAGGUACUCGAUGCAGCGGACGACGACGCGGGUGCGGAGGCAUUUGAUACAACGGAUGACGACGAACUCGAUGCUAUGUCUAGCGAUGAAGGCGAUCUUGACGACGCGGAGCUUGAGGAACUGGCACGUCUAGAGGAGGAAGUGCGUCGUGCGCAAGAAGCGGGUAUUGUAAUUACGGAAGACGGAGGUGUUGUUGUAGAAGGGGACGAUGACGAGGAGGAAUCGGAGGACGAAGAAGGGGACGAAGAUGGUGACGGAGACGGAGAGGAAGAGGAGGAAGAGGAGGAAGAAGAAGAGGAAGAAGAGGAAGAAGAGGAAGAGGAAGAGGAAGAGGAGUAA
Molecule: messenger RNA, 2184 nt
Organism: Malassezia vespertilionis
Lineage: Eukaryota; Fungi; Basidiomycota; Malasseziomycetes; Malasseziales; Malasseziaceae
Gene: MAK11
Product: Protein mak11
Exons: 4
Coding region: 1-2184 (727 amino acids)
Biological process (GO): mRNA splicing, via spliceosome
Cellular component (GO): spliceosomal complex
Molecular function (GO): protein binding
Source: RefSeq, a predicted model, not a curated record